AUUAGCAACGCGACGAAGCUAGCCUCAUGACGUAACAUCAGUUAUCAACGCUCAAGCUAACGUUAGCUAGCAUUAACGUAACCGUUAAAACAACGUUAGCUCCCGUUACGUGCUGGUGUUAACAUAGUUAACGUUAACUUGAUUUAACUUCAUAAAUGGUGUAACAGCAGGACAGUCGAGUGUGCUAACUAGCUGCUAAAGUCAGUUGAACCGGGGAAGUGAAGGUAACGUCGUCGGUAGCCGAGCCGGUUACCAACGGCUCCGGUAGGUAACGGCAAGGUGUUUCCUCUCCAGAUGAAGGUGUGGACUCUGCUAUGAGUCAGUGUGAGGACCGAGAGGAGGCAGCCCCUCCCUCUAAAGCCACUCUGUGUUGGGACCCUGACAGCCAGACCAAAGCUCAGAGCCCAGAGAAGCAGCACAGAUCUGGACCCGGACCAGGACCUGGACCCAGCUGUGUGUCCAUGAAGAGUGAUCGGUCUAAGGGUUGUUUGAUAAACUUCAAAGAUGGACGCCACUCUGUUGCUCAAAGAGUGGACCAGGAGAGCUCAGAGGGUCCCAGUGGUCAGUCUGCCCAGCAGCAUCAAACACACCUGGUCUCCAUAUUUAUGCUGCAGGGGGGGCUGGCUGACUGUCUGCAGAGCAGAAGUCCUGCUGCAGGUGGUAGGCGUAAACUCAAAUCUAAGCUGCAGAAGAAGUUCCAGCGUGUGUUUGAGGAGAUUUCUAAAGCGGGAAACCCAACCGUUGUGAAUCAGAUUUUCACAGAGAUCUACAUCAUAAAGGGAGGGACUGCAGAGGUCAAUGCUGAACAUGAGGUCAGACAGAUUGAAUCAGCAUCUAGGAAACCAGACAGACCAGAAACAAGAAUCAGACGAGAAGACAUCUUUAAAACCCCACCUGGAAGAGAUGAACCAAUCAGAACAGUGAUGACGACAGGAGUGGCUGGCAUUGGGAAAACAGUCUUAACACAGAAGUUCACUCUGGACUGGGCUGAAGACAAAGCCAACCAGGACAUCCAGUUCACAUUUCCAUUCAAAUUCAGAGAGCUGAAUGGCCUGAAAGAUAAAAAGUACAGCUUGGUGGAACUUGUUGAUCGCUUCUUUAGUGAAACCAAAGAAGCAGGAAUCUGCAGGUUUGAAGAGGUCGUGUUCAUCUUGGACGGUUUGGAUGAGUGUCGACUUCCUCUGGACUUCCUCAACACUGAGAUCCUGACUGACGUUACAGAGUCCACCUCAGUGGGUGUGCUGCUGACAAACCUUAUCAGGGGGAAACUGCUUCCCUCUGCUCGCCUCUGGAUAACCACACGACCUGCAGCAGCCAAUCAGAUCCCUCCUGAGUGUGUUGACAUGGUGACAGAGGUCAGAGGGUUCACUGACCCACAGAAGGAGGACUACUUCAGGAAGAGAUUCAGAGAUGAGGAUCAGGCCAACAGAAUCAUCUCCCACAUCGAAACAUCACGAAGCCUCCACAUCAUGUGCCACAUCCCAGUCUUCUGCUGGAUCACUGCUGCAGUUCUGGACGACGUGUUAAAGACCACAGAGGGAGAAGAGCUGCCCAAGACCCUGACUAAGAUGUACAUCCACUUCCUGGUGGUUCAGUCCAAAGUGAAGAACAUCAAGUAUGAUGGAGGAGCUGAGAUGGAUCAACACUGGAAUAAAAAGAGCAGGAAGAUGAUGGAGUCUCUGGGAAAGCUCGCUUUUGAGCAGCUGCAGAAAGGCAACCUGAUCUUCUAUGAAUCAGACCUGACAGAGUGUGGCAUCGAUAUCCGAGCAGCCUCAGUGUGCUCAGGAGUGUUCACGCAGAUCUUUAUAGAGGAGAGAGGACAGUACCAGGACAAGGUGUUCUGCUUCAUCCAUCUGAGCGUUCAGGAGUUUCUGGCUGCUCUUCAUGUCCAUCUGACAUUCACAAACUUUGGAGUCAACCUGCUGACAGAAGAACAAACAUCCUGCCAGUGGUUUCUACUUAUUAACAAACCUGAACCAUCACAGUUCUACCAGAGUGCUGUGGACAAGGCCUUACAGAGUCCAAAUGCACACCUGGACUUGUUCCUCCGCUUCCUCCUGGGUCUUUCACUACAGACCAAUCAGAGUCUUUUACAAGGUCUGAUGACACAGACUGGAAGUAGCUUACAGACCAAUCAGAAAACAGUGGAGUACAUCAAGAAGAAAAUGGAUGAGAAUCUGUCUGCAGAGAGAAGCUUCAAUCUGUUACACUGUCUGAAUGAACUUAAUGAUGGUUCUCUAGUGGAGGAGAUCCAACAGUUCCUGAGUUCAGGAAGUCUCUCCACAGAUAAACUGUCUCCUGCUCAGUGGUCAGCUCUGGCCUUCAUCUUACUGUCAUCAGAAGAAGAUCUGGACAUGUUUGACCUGAAGAAAUACUCUGCUUCAGAGAAGGCUCUUCUGAGGCUGCUGCCAGUGGUCAAAGCUUCCAACAAAGCUCUACUGAGUGGCUGUAAGCUGUCAGAGAGAAGCUGUGAAGCUGUGUCCUCAGUUCUUAGCUCCCAGUCCUCUAGUCUGAUAGAGCUGGACCUGAGUAACAACGAGCUGCAGGAUUCAGGAGUGAAGCAGCUGUCAGCUGGACUGAAGAGUCCACACUGCACACUGGAAACUCUCAGUCUGUCAGGCUGUCUGGUCUCAGAGGAAGGCUGUACAUGUCUGGUCUCAGCUCUGCGCUCCAACCCCUCCCAUCUGAGAGUGCUGGACCUGAGCUACAAUCAUCCAGGACACUCAGGAGUGAAUCUGCUGUCAGCUGGACUUAAGGAUCCAAACUGGAGACUGGACACUUUCAGGACGGACCAUGGUGGACUGCAGUGGUUGACACCUGGUCUGAGGAAGUAUGUCUGUGAACUGCAACUGGACACAAACACAGUAAAUGGAAAACUUAAACUGUCUGACAACAACAGGAAGGCGACAAAUGUGGGAGAGGAUCAGUCAUAUCCUGAUCAUCCAGAGAGAUUUGACUUCUGGGAACAGCUGCUGUGUAAAAAUGGUCUGACUGGUCGCUGUUACUGGGAGGUCGAGAGGAGAGGAGGAGUUGAUAUAGCAGUGAGUUACAGAGGAAUCAGCAGGAGAGGAGACAGUAAAGACUGUUGGUUUGGAUGGAAUGAUCAGUCCUGGAGUCUGAUCUGCUCUGAUGGUGGUUAUUCUGUCUGGCACAAUAACAUUAGAACAGUCCUCACUUCCUCCUCUGUCUCUAACAGAGUAGCAGUGUAUGUGGACUGUCCUGCUGGCACUCUGUCCUUCUACGCAGUCUCCUCUGACUCACUGAUCCACCUCCACACCUUCGACACUACAUUCACUCAGCCUCUUUAUCCUGGGUUUAUGGUCUGGUCUGGUUCCUCAGUGUCUCUGUGUCCUCUGCAGGACUGAGAGUCUCUCCUGUGGACAGAAACACUGACUGAAGAUCAGCUGCUGAAAUCAAAGUUCAGUCUGUUCACCAUCACAAACACUACAGACCAAACAUGAAUAAUUUGUGCCAAUAAAUCACGUGUCAAUUUAAA
Molecule: messenger RNA, 3496 nt
Organism: Perca fluviatilis (European perch)
Lineage: Eukaryota; Metazoa; Chordata; Actinopteri; Perciformes; Percidae
Product: NLR family CARD domain-containing protein 3-like
Exons: 11
Coding region: 315-3365 (1016 amino acids)
Molecular function (GO): protein binding
Source: RefSeq, a predicted model, not a curated record